Anguilla rostrata (American eel) is the source of this 2597-nucleotide messenger RNA. RefSeq names its product TP53 induced glycolysis regulatory phosphatase a (gene tigara). The coding region runs from base 368 to 1174 and encodes 268 amino acids. Gene Ontology annotation, cellular component: cytosol. Gene Ontology annotation, biological process: negative regulation of glycolytic process; regulation of pentose-phosphate shunt. The transcript has 6 exons. The record is from RefSeq and is a predicted model, not a curated record. NCBI's taxonomy places the organism in Eukaryota, Metazoa, Chordata, Actinopteri, Anguilliformes, Anguillidae. Gene Ontology annotation, molecular function: fructose-2,6-bisphosphate 2-phosphatase activity.
UCGUCAUCAAACCGCGCCGUGAUACUUCCACGAAGAUGCUAUAUUAAAAAAGAUACUUUAAACGCUAACAGCUGAGUAGGCUGUUUGAAACAAAUUCCGUAUUGUUAAGUCUCUGUUCUGUGGUCAAGUCGGGUCCUAAAAUCGUUCAGGCCUUUGGCCUUUUCUACGCUCGCACGCUACGUUUAGGAUAGACACGAGUAUUCGCGUAUUACCAAUGUCAUUGUCAAUAACAAGCAAGUCGUUCUUAGGGGCAGAUCAGAAUCUUGUAUUACUCCACUGUCUUUCACCGCAUGGGAAUAACUAGCGGCUGCAUUAGCGGUAAAGAAAAGGUUAGUGAAGUCAGUUGCCUCAAGCAGCAAGAACGGAAAUGCUUACAUUUGGCUUAACAAUAGUCCGACAUGGUGAAACCCAGUACAAUAAGGACAAGCUGCUUCAAGGUCAGGGUGUGGACUUGCCCCUGUCAGAGACUGGGCUGUGGCAGGCCGAGAUUGUGGGAAACUACCUCAGUGACCUGAAGUUCACCAAUGCGUUCAGCAGCGACCUGCAACGAGCCAGACAGACUGCUGAUAUCAUCCUGAAAAACAACCUACACAGCUCAGGCUUGGAGGUCAUCAGAGACCCCCUGCUCAAGGAGAGGAGUUUCGGGAUCGCGGAAGGGAGGCCCGUGGACCACCUGAAGAACAUGGCCAGCGCGGCGGGCCAGUCGUGCCCCAGUUUCACCCCGCCGCAGGGGGAGACCCCGGAGCAGGUGAAGCUGCGGGUAGAGGAGUUCAUGAGGGUGCUGUUCCUGCGCAUGGUGGCCGAUCACUGCAGCCCAGACGAGCAGCCGGAGGGGCCGAACUGUAGCGGGGCGCCCCCGGCGUCCCACAGCGGGACCGACGGGCCCCUCGCCGGCCGGCCCGACGACGGGCUCCUGGGCGUCUCCGCCCACGCCCUGGUGGUCAGCCACGGGGCCUACAUGCGCAUCGCGGUGCGCCACCUGGUGGAGGACCUGGGUUGCUCCGUCCCCGCUAACGCGAAGACGUCCCAGCUGUUCUCCGCCUGUCCCAACACGGGCGUGUGCCGAUUCGUCUUCACCCUGCGGCCGACCGACUCGGACCCCGCCCCUGUCGCCUGCCGCUGCGUCUUCAUCAACAGGAAGGAGCAUUUGAAGGCCGCCAAGGGGACAGACUAGCGGAGGAGUGCAGGAGGGAGGGAAUAGCGGAAGAGGAGUAGAAGAGUGUAGCUGAUGGAGGGAGGAGGAGAGCAGAACACUGGGCGCUGCAGCCCCACGGUCAAAAUGUGGUUCCGUUAAUUUUAUUUAAAUCCAUUCCAUAUGACAUCAUUUGGUUCAUGCUUCCCUUCAAGCAGAUAUGCAAGUCAAAACAUUUUAAUUGGUUGAUGGCGAAAACUGAAAAAUGCACGAAGAAUGCUCAAAAUAUAUAAAUUUAAGUAGUACAUUUUAAUCUUUUUAGAAAAAACAUCUCUUCCUGGUUGGUGAGCUGUACAUGUUCAGCACUAACUGCACUGUAGGUGUGUGAACAUCCCAAACAGGAAGCUUCACUCAUUAGACUUGCUAUUGGUAUUGAUUGGAUGCCCUUAACCAACAUCCCUGCAAGGUAUCAGUGUCUUGGCAGGGUGAAGCCUCUGCUCUCUGGUAAAUGCUAAAUAAAUCCUAAAUAUGGGCCCUCUUUUGUUGGAUCAGUAGUAAGCUUUACAAGAAUAGAAAAAAUCUUGUCCCUGAUUUUUUUAAAAUAAUAGACAUUUUGUAAUUUAUGUGCUGACUGAUUUUGUAAAGCAGUUUUUCAAUUAUAAGUCAUUGGGUCUUUUUCUUCUGUUGACAGCCCAACACAUGUAUAACACAACAGGCUCACAACAAUCACAGCCUCAUUUUACAAGACUACAUGUAACAACCAAGGGAGAGCAGAAAAUGUUUAAAAAAUUUUGGGAGGGGAAGGGGUCACUUAUUUGGCUGUGCCAUCAUAUGGUUGAGCCGGUUGCUGUAGACAGCAUGCAGUACUUCAGUUCAGUACUGAGGAAUAGACUUAUAGUGCACGGUCACAGGGUAGUCAGGCUGCAUGGGAAACUAGUAUUGACCCAACAUUCAGUCAUUUUCCAGUAUCUCAUAUGACGGAUGAUGUAAUAAACUGACCAAUAAUGAGCUGCUGUUCCAGUGCCCUGCUCUGUAUGGAAUACAUAAAGGCUGAGUGUGGGAAAUGCGAAUGCAGUAAGUGAAUUACUACUUGAACGUCCAUGAGUUCAGUUAGCGGGAUCCACACACUAAGUACUGUAUGCACAUCAAUCUAAAUGAGGGGUCCCCUGCUGCUGGUCUCCUGGCUGGCCUAAUGCAAUUAUAAUUUCUUUUUUGAUGUGUCCAAGAAAGCUACUGCUGAAUAACUGUAUUUAUGUAUAACCCAAACUACCUGAGACACUGAGUGUUAAUGAGUCCUGCAUGAUUCAGCGAAAUACUUCACUGAGAAGAAAAAACUUUGUAUUUAUGAGCAAGAAAUUACUUGCAUAUGGUGAUUAAAGACUGCUCAUUUUCCUUAUAUUUUGAAUGCCUUAUGAUGUGUCUACAGUAUGUUUCACAUUACAGAAGAAUUAAAGAAGCAACGUAA